Talaromyces stipitatus ATCC 10500 is the source of this 1896-nucleotide messenger RNA. RefSeq names its product reverse transcriptase, putative. Gene Ontology annotation, molecular function: catalytic activity. The coding region runs from base 1 to 1896 and encodes 631 amino acids. The record is from RefSeq and is a predicted model, not a curated record. The transcript is spliced from 3 exons. NCBI's taxonomy places the organism in Eukaryota, Fungi, Ascomycota, Eurotiomycetes, Eurotiales, Trichocomaceae.
AUGAUCUAUCACUAUCCAACUCAGAAGGCGCCUCUCAAAAUCCUACAGCUAAAUACCACUAAAAAACACCCAUCAUAUGAAUGCUUCUCCCCAACUGACAGUUGGGCGAUAAGUGGCCGACCACGAGUCCUCACCUAUGUUCGAAAGAAGAAAGGCGUUCGGACCUCCCAGCUCCGCCCCUUCACAACUGACACUAAAGAGGCCUCGGAUCUCCUGUUCCUUCAGAUUUUCUCACCCACAGGAAAGUCUGCUCUGAUAGUCAACAUCUAUAACGCCCCAGCAGGCUCCAUCAGAGCAGGUGAAGCCGCGAAAGCUCUCACAACCCUGCCAGAGGCGUAUCUCCCUCAAGCAACAAUACUUGCAGGCGAUCUCAACCUACUACACAAUAGAUGGCAGCCCUCGCUACAUCGCAGCCCCACACCUUUCGCAGAGCCAUUUAUUAACUGGCUGGAUCUCCAGGGUCUAGUACUCAUUUCCGACAUAGACUGUCCCACACAUGAAAGGGGUAACGUGUUAGACCUCAGUUUCGCCUCAAGCCCUCUGGCACUCGCAGGAGCCAAAGCUAGCAUAGCGAGCCACUUAGAUGCAACCUCAGAUCAUCAACCACUAAUUACCACUGUUCCAUGGGAUCAGAGAUACAAGGAAACAGCUCAGAAACUGAGAUUUGACACACUAGAUCACACUUCCUUCCUUUCGCUCCUCGCCUCUAAUCUUGCUGGCACCGAGAGCUCAGCCGCGACAGAAGAAGAUCUUGAUGCUUUCGCCGAAAAACUGACAUCUGCAAUUCAAGGAGCAUAUAAAGGCUCUGCUAAGAGGACCAUGACACAAGGCAUAGGACAACCAUGGUGGAACGAAGACUGCAAGAAAGCUUUACACAAUUACCGCUUAGGCCUCUGCUCAAAGAUAGACUUCUGCAGGAUAACUAGAUGGUCUCAACGACAAUUUUGGCGAGAGAAGCUCUCUAUGGUAACACAAAUGAAGGAUGUUUUUGACAUGAGCAAAUGGCAUAAGUCUACAGGCAUCUUCCGAAGCCCUCCACUAAAAGAUCCGCUAAGGCCCAACAGCCUCCCAGCAGUUACUGUACACGAGAAACGAGACGUACUAGUCCGCAAUCUUCUCCAGAACUCGGCAGAGGCAGGAGACAUACCUCUGGACUCCCCAACAGUGCCUUCCACUAGUCUCUACUUCCCAGAUAUAUCGAUGCUACAAGUGGAGGAGUCAGUACUUCAGGCAGGAAACACAGCCCCUGGCGCAGAUGAAAUCCCAACCUGUAUACUCAAAGUAGCCUGGCCUCUGAUCAAAGAUAAGAAACCAAAAAAGACUGAUUGGUCUUCACCUAGAUCAUACAGACCAAUCGCUCUCCUAUCAGUACUUGGCAAAGGACUGGAGCGCUUGGUGGCACGGAAUAUGGCAUGGAUCUUUAUACACCAUAAAGUAUUAGCAAGGCAACAAUUUGGGGCUCUCCCACUAAGAUCUGCAACUGACCUGACCACAUGCCUAACACAUGAUGUUGAACAAGCGCUAAAUCAAGGCAUGACUGCCUCACUCCUUACCCUAGAUGUCAAAGGCGCCUUUGAUUCUGUACUUCCUGGCAGACUGAUCCGCAGACUACGCGAGCAGGGCUGGCCUACCAAUCUCGUUCUCUGGAUUGCCUCCUUCGCUACUGGAAGAUCAGUUCAGAUCCGACUCGAUGGAGAGAUCGGCCCCUCAACAGACAUUACCUGCGGUCUUCCACAAGGAUCCCCAGUAUCUGGCAUUCUUUUCAUGCUCUACAUAGCGCCUCUAUUCCGUCUAGGAAACCCAAGGAACAGAUUUGGUUACGCGGACGACGCAGCCAACCUGGCGAUCUCAACUUCUCUUACUACUAAUUGCGAAGCCUUAUCAGACUUAUUUUAA